Messenger RNA from Chlorella variabilis, 498 nucleotides. RefSeq lists its product as hypothetical. Lineage: Eukaryota; Viridiplantae; Chlorophyta; Trebouxiophyceae; Chlorellales; Chlorellaceae. The record is from RefSeq and is a predicted model, not a curated record. Gene Ontology annotation, biological process: mitochondrial respiratory chain complex III assembly. The transcript has 4 exons. The coding region runs from base 1 to 498 and encodes 165 amino acids.
AUGGCCAUGCUGACCUCGCUGCGUCGCCUUGCCAGCAGCAGCAGAGGCCUGCGCCAGGCUCGGCCUCUGUGCAGCGGCAUAACGUACGGGGCCAGCGAUGCAGACGUGGAUGCGCUCAUUGAGGAGAGCCUGGACAAGACCGCCCAGCGCAAGCGAGAGGACGAGUCGCCCUUCCGCCUGCUGACCACCCGACGAGAGGCGCUAGCGCUGUACCGCGAAAUCUGGCGCAUUUCUGCCCUGUUUGACUGGCCUGAUGAGAAGGGGCGCCUCUGGCGGGACGUGCUGCGGGAGAGUGCACGCCAGGAGUUUGAGGCGGCGCGAUGUGAGGUUGACCCGGAAAUAGUCAACCGCCUGCUGGUGGUCGGGCGCGAUGCGAUGCACCAGGUGGCAGAAAGGUUCCUGGCCAAGCGGCGCAAGAUGCUGGAGGACCAGGACGCGGCGUGGCGGGCAGCAGGGCAACCCCCGGCCUUUCCGCCCUCUGGUAGCUUUGACAGAUGA